Spizellomyces punctatus DAOM BR117 is the source of this 1864-nucleotide messenger RNA. RefSeq lists its product as uncharacterized. Lineage: Eukaryota; Fungi; Chytridiomycota; Chytridiomycetes; Spizellomycetales; Spizellomycetaceae. The record is from RefSeq and is a predicted model, not a curated record. The transcript is spliced from 2 exons. Gene Ontology annotation, molecular function: protein binding. The coding region runs from base 216 to 1430 and encodes 404 amino acids.
CGGCGGCUCUAACCAACUACCAAGUCUCGUUUCCCAGUGGUAAAACGAGAGGACUUGCGACUUGGUCGAGAACUCCAUGGCCCAGACAAAACAGUGUUUUUAAGACUGGAUGAAUAACAACCGCAGAGGGCUGAGGAUCUUGCCUCCUUUGUUCCCACCGUGUCCUGCGGGACACACAACAGCCUUUGCAGCAACAAUCGUCUCUCAUCACGGGGAUGCAUGCAUCUCCUCGAAAGAGCCGGCGAUUCGCUUUACCUACUCAUCCUCAAGCCACUGACGUUGCUGACGCGGUCACAGUCGUUUCUCAUACGGGGAGUCUCUUGGUUGCAGGUACCAUAGACGGGCGUGUGGUCGCCUGGGACGUGCAUACUGGGCAACUCGUUUGUUCAAUACCAUCGUACUCUGAGAAACAGACGAUGGUAACCUGCCUAUUCGGAAUCGGUAUUCCUGGCUUUGAGCGCUGCUUUGCUGGUAAGGCAGAUGGAACGGUCUCUGAGUAUGAUCUGCAAAGUGGUCAGCUGGUCUCUACGUGCGGUUAUUAUGAAUCUCGGGUCCGCUGCUUAACUUACGAUGUACGAGCUAGAAAAUUGUUGGUGGGAACAGGUGAGGGACGAGUAGCAGAAGUGGAUGUACGAAAACAUAAUCCUGGCCGAGUGGGAAGAUAUCUGGAGAAGUUCCCACAACAGGAAAUUGGUGCAAUGUGCUUUCAUAAAGGGCGGCUAUACAUUGCUGUCGGCUGCACAAUUGUUUGUCGACCGAACUCUACAAGGUCGACCUACCCAUUGCAACAUGCCGCUAUAAUUGAUGCCAUGUGCAUCGCAAUGGGCGACAAGAAUUUCCUUUGUAGCGCGGCAAGGGACGGUUCAAUAUGUCUGUGGCGAUUUAGUGGGCAGGAUUUGAUUUGCGUAGCGUCCGCUUUUGCCCGCUCUCCCAGCGCAAUCAAACAAGUUUCGCUUCUGCGGAUGAAUUUAACAUGGGAUGAGAGCCGUGAGCGGUUGUACAGUUUGCGACAUGACGGUAUCGUCAAUGAAUGGAAAAUCGGCGUGACCAGCAACGAGGACAGCAAAGUGGCAUUAUCGUGCACAUCAACAUAUAUGACACGGCAAUGUCAUGCCGAACAGAUCUACUCUCGUUUCUCGCCUUCAUUACCACCUCCACCAAUAUGCAGCGCUGUCGGCCGUUUAUUCACCAAGGAUACUGGUUGCGUUGUAGAGUUGGAGCAUGUAAACAGACAACCGUUGGACUGGAGCGGGAAGGAGCAGGAGGAGUCGAUCAAUGACGUCCUCAAUGCACAAGUACGAGUCGAUGGCGGUGUUCUCGAUGCCCAAGUACGAGUAUCUCUGGAUGACGAUAAGACGCCCGUACGUGUCUCCCUGGAGGAUGAUGGAGAACAUCAGUAUGUUUUCAUUAGUGCAAGGAUCAAGGAUUGACACUCGAAUAAUCAGAAGGCUGACCACUCGAACGUGAAAAUCGACCUUUACCAGACCAGUUUUUCCUGGUUUACUUCAGUAUCCGGAGCUCCCAUGGGUGCAACUCAGGAUCCGAAAUUCUCAUUCGCCAGACUUACCAAUGCUACUCCUCAAUGGAGAUUAGGUUGUUUCUUGGUAGAGUGUUUACUGUAUGCAAUCCAACCAAAUGCCAACGCCAAGUGUAGCUAUAUAGAGGGGGUGAAUAAACGGCUGGACUGCAGGGGUUUUGGUAAACCACAUUGGGCAAAGCUCGGCAAGGGCCGUGGUGGAACUAAGUUUAGAUAAUCAUUGAACGAGCAACAAAUAGAGAAUGUCCUUUCUUAUGGUUCAAACACGAACGAAGGGUAUUUGAGCACUUUGAACAUCAACCUGUGCGUCGAACGAUCACUUUCCUG